Molecule: messenger RNA, 1626 nt
Organism: Oikopleura dioica
Lineage: Eukaryota; Metazoa; Chordata; Appendicularia; Copelata; Oikopleuridae
Source: the annotation of a GenBank genome assembly
AUGUCUCGUCGCUUUUUCCAGCAAGCGUUUCGACAACGAGCACGGCUGCUCCUUCCUACAACUUCAACAGUCGCUCUUGGCGGUUUCCUUUUCGACAAGCCAAAAGAAGAGCUAAAUAUCUACAAAGCGAUCGUUUCGGACGACUACGGCUCCGUCUACAAAUGCAUCAAAACGGGCCAGAAAACGAAUCAGUAUCACAAAUAUGGGUGGACGCCGCUUCACCUCGCUGCAGCUUGGAAUGACGAGAAAACGGUGAAACUGCUGCUUGAAUCGGGAGCGGAUCCAGAUCUUCAAGAGAAAUACGUCAAACCUGUUGCCAAGCAGUUCGGACAGCAUUACACGCAAGCUAUGUUUAGCGCAGAAGACGAGGAGAAAUUGAAAGUUCGAAAGGAGCAAUUUCCAACGCAUCUUUCGGCGAAAAUCGACUAUCGAGGAGCCACCGCUUUAUUCUACGCUGUUUUGAACGACAACUACGAAAUGGCGAAAUUGUUGAUCGACGCUGGAGCUGAUCCACUGGUGAAACUGCAUCAAGGCGUUUCACCAAUCGAAGUUGUGGAUUUAAACUCGAAAAAUGGCCUGUUAAUCAAGGGUCUGCUGAUCAAAGCGAUCAAAAACCGCGACGCAGUUCUGAAAGAAAAGCGAAAGAAAUACCCCCUGGAAUCGCGUCUUUCAGAAAAUAUAAUCGGCCAGAAAGCGGCGAUCAAGCAAGUGGCGGCUGCGAUCCGAAGGAAAGAAAAUGGCUGGGUCGAUUCUGACCAUCCUGUUGUGAUGAUCUUUUUGGGCAGCUCGGGAAUCGGGAAAACAGAGUUGGCCAAGCAGGUGGCCAAGUACAUCCACGGAAACAUGAAAGAGGGCUUCGUCCGGAUCGACAUGAGCGAGUACAGUUCGCAGCACGAAGUGGCGCGGCUGAUCGGGGCGCCGCCGGGCUACGUCGGCCACGACAAAGGAGGCCAGCUGACCGAGGCUCUCACCAAAUGUCCCAACGCGGUCGUGCUCUUCGACGAGAUCGAGAAAGCGCACCCAGAUUCAUUGCCGAUUUUACUGCAGCUCUUCGACGAAGGAAGAAUGACGGAUGGACAGGGCAAGACUGUCGAAUGCAAAGAUGCGAUUUUCAUCAUGACUUCGAAUCUGGCGUCUGGACAAAUUGCAGAAUACGGCGUCGCUUUGAGAUCGAAAGGGGACGAAAAAACGACGGUGGACAAAGAGUUCCGCCAAAACGUAGUCAAGCCGAUUUUGAAAUUUCACUUCAAACGAGACGAGUUUCUCGGGAGAAUCAACGAAUUCGUCUAUUUCCUCCCUUUUUCGGACUCUGAGCUGAGAGAACUUGUUGAAUUCGAAUUGGGUUUGUGGAAACGAAUCGCGAAAGAUAAACACGACAUCGAGCUCUCCUGGGAAGAGUCUGUCAUCAGCGUUUUGGCGGACGGAUACGAGGUUUCUUACGGCGCCCGCUCGGUCAAACAUGAAAGCGAGCGAAAGGUCGUCUCUGCCCUCGCUGAAGCUUACGAGACUGGAAAACUGUCGAAAAACAUGAAGGUGGUUCUUUCCUGCGAGCUUCCCAAAAACGUGGAAGACUAUCAACACGUCCAGAUAAAAUUGAAAAACAAAGAUUCCGGAGCUUUCCUUUAA